This is a messenger RNA of Cercocebus atys (sooty mangabey), 1379 nucleotides long. RefSeq names its product small nuclear ribonucleoprotein 25kDa (U11/U12) (gene SNRNP25). The transcript is spliced from 5 exons. The record is from RefSeq and is a predicted model, not a curated record. Gene Ontology annotation, biological process: mRNA splicing, via spliceosome. Lineage: Eukaryota; Metazoa; Chordata; Mammalia; Primates; Cercopithecidae. Gene Ontology annotation, molecular function: protein binding. Gene Ontology annotation, cellular component: U12-type spliceosomal complex. Bases 424 to 897 code for a protein of 157 amino acids.
GGUGAUGUUGUGCACGUAGGGGCACGUGUUGCAGGCGAAGCGGUGGCAGCGUUGUCCCUCCUCCACGAUCAGCCCGUUCCCGCAGCCGGGGCAGAACAGCAGCAUGGUCUCGAACUCCGCAGGCGCCAACCACCCGCAGCUCCCACUGCCGCUCAGCGCCGACGCGCCGCCCGCCUCGAGCUUACAUUGGUCCUGGCGGCCGCCUCGCCCCGCCCACCAACCAAUAGACAGGGCGAUUCUGCGCUCCCUGCUGGCCGUCUCGCUCUUGUCAUUGGUCACUGCAGCCGCCCCACCCGUCGGCGCACCAAUGGCUGGGCGGCCUCGCUGGGACCGGCCGCAGUACCUGCGCGUGCGCGCUUGGCCUCCCUAGUGCGUACUGGAAGUGCCGGCAGAGACCGGCUGAGAGGUGCGGCCCUGGAGGAGAUGGAGGCCGCGGGUGGGUCCGAGGCGCAAGAGGAAGAUGAGGACGAAGAAGAGGCGCUGCCGCACUCCGAGGCCAUGGACGUGUUCCAGGAAGGUCUGGCUAUGGUGGUGCAGGACCCGCUGCUCUGCGAUCUGCCGAUCCAGGUUACUUUGGAAGAAGUCAACUCCCAAAUAGCCCUAGAAUAUGGCCAGGCAAUGACGGUCCGAGUGUGCAAGAUGGAUGGAGAAGUAAUGCCUGUGGUUGUAGUGCAGAGUGCCACCGUCCUGGACCUGAAGAAGGCCAUCCAGAGAUACGUGCAGCUCAAGCAGGAGCGAGAAGGGGGCAUUCAGCACAUCAGCUGGUCUUAUGUGUGGAGGACGUACCAUCUGACCUCUGCAGGAGAGAAACUCACAGAAGAUAAAAAGAAGCUCCGAGAUUAUGGCAUCCGGAAUCGAGAUGAGGUUUCCUUCAUCAAAAAGCUGAGGCAAAAGUGAGCCUCCAGACAGGACAACUCUCUUUAUCACUGGUGGCUGAGCUUUUUCCCAGCAGGAUCAGAUCCUCGAGUCAUUGUGCCUCUUUCACAGAAAGGCACCCAACAGGAACUGUCAGCAUGAACCUGGGGGCCCUCAGGACUAGGACAGGGUGAGCCAGUGCUCCCUUCUUUCAUGUACUUGGCCUGAGACUGACCUCUCCUUGGGUCCAAAGACCCUGGUCACGUGGCAGAGCCACGGCCUGGCCCUGUGUAUAAAAUAAACCUGUGUGCUUCUAAAAGUCAAAAGCCACAGUACCCUGGGUAGCAAAGACUGAGGUUGCCCCAUCACAGAGGUAAGUUAAGGGGAGAGAAUUGGUACAAGUGAGUCCUGUAGUCCAAGAUGUCACACCACCAAAGCCUUGUGGCCACACCACUCCCCAAACCACACAGCUAUGUUACCAUGAUCUCCACAGCAAGGAGGAAAUAAAAGCAGAGUGGCUUUAG